Molecule: messenger RNA, 1134 nt
Organism: Epithele typhae
Lineage: Eukaryota; Fungi; Basidiomycota; Agaricomycetes; Polyporales; Epitheliaceae
Product: pre-mRNA splicing factor
Exons: 5
Coding region: 1-1134 (377 amino acids)
Biological process (GO): RNA splicing; generation of catalytic spliceosome for second transesterification step
Cellular component (GO): U4/U6 x U5 tri-snRNP complex; U2-type post-spliceosomal complex; U5 snRNP
Source: RefSeq, a predicted model, not a curated record
AUGGACGCACUCAAGGCGGAGAUCGCCGUCAAACGCAAGGCUUUCGACCUCCCAACCAACGACAAUGUCCGCCCGACCAAAUACAUGCGGCGAGGCGACCUCGAACGUCUCAAGGAGGAUCAGGAGCGGAAGGAGCGGGAAGAGAAGGAACGACAGCGCAAGGAGGAGCGUGAGCGAGAUGAACAGGUAUGCGAGGCGCGUAGGCGAGAACAGUCCAAGGCACGUACCCUUCUCUGUGUAGUGGACCACGAUGAGGUGAACAUCCGCCACCAGGUCCCCCAGGAUCGCGCCUCGGGCUCCCCGCGUCCAGGUGAACACGGCUCAGAUACUCCCGUUUCGCUGUCUUUCAACAUAUCCAACGAGGAGACCGUGCGCCGGCUGCGCGCGAAAGGCCAGCCUGUACGGCUCUUUGGAGAGUCUGACAAGGACCGGCGACUCCGACUCCGCGCCCUCGAGCUCAUUGAGGAGAAGGAUCACGAACGGCACGGCGGACAGAACGACUUCAAGAGGGCUCUCGAGGACGUCGAGAACGUCGAACGCCAGAAGACGGACCGGCAGCGGCAGGAGGAAGCGGGCAGGGAGAAGGGAAAGAAGAGAGACGGCGAGUCCGCACUAGGCAGUGAGACGCUCGACCUGCAGCUCGUCAAGACCGACCCGGACAAGCUGUAUCCGAUGAUUUACUAUGCCCUCAAGCGUGCGCUGAAGGAGUGGGAGCAGUGGAUGGACGACCGUCCUGAGCACGUCAAGCGGACGACGCAGGGCAAGCUUGCGGCUGCUACGCAACGGCAGUCUGCUGAGUAUUUGAAGCCCCUUUUCAAGCUUCUCCGUGCACGAAAUCUUCCGGCAGAUGUGCUCGCUCGAAUCGCUGAGAUUGUGCAUUACAUGCAGAAGAGACAGUAUCAGAGAGCGAACGAUUCAUAUCUACGGCUGUCCAUCGGCAACGCGCCUUGGCCGAUUGGGGUGACCAUGGUUGGAAUCCACGAGCGUUCUGCUCGAGAGAAGAUCUCUGCGGAUCAGGUUGCACAUGUGCUAAAUGAUGAAGUCAGUCGAAAGUACAUACAGAGUUUGAAGAGAAUACUCACCUUUGCACAAACCAAGUACCCACCUGAAGAUGUUACUCAACUCAUGGGUUAA